CGGGGCCAGCCCAGCCCGGCACUCUCCUCCCUGGGCAGCUGCAGCCCGCUGGUGGCAGCGGCCCCGGAGGGACACAGCUCCGUUGUCACCUUCCGCUUCAUCGAGAAGGCCAGCGUGCGGACCCUGGGCAGCCUGCCGCCCCCUCAGCCCUGCCGGGAGAACGGGCCCCGCAGCCUCAGCCGGAGCCUGGAGCUUGGUGGAGGUGCAGGGUCCCCCCAGCCCCAGUCCUUGCCACUGCCCCAGGAGCAGCUCCUACUCACACUGAAGCUGGAGGCCUCCGCGUCCGACCCGCUCCUGGCCGGAAGCAGGACCCCAGGGGGGAUGCAUCCCUGCGGGAAGGAGCCCUGCGGCCUUGACGUCGGCUGCCUCCGCCACUCCCUCGCCAAUGGGCUGCCGGAGGACUUCCCGACCUUCACCAGGAGCCCCCUGAAGCCGGAGCCCCAGCCCCAGGGCAGCGCCUGGCCGUACUCCCGGCAGAGCUCAGCCCAUGCCCAGCGCAUCGCCAGGGCCAAGUGGGAAUUCUUUUAUGGCUCCUCAGACACCCCAAAGACAGGCUCCUCUACCCCCAACUCUGCUCCCCUGGCUGAGCACCCGCAGAAGCCCGUCUGCCUGCUGCCCGCCAAGCUGCCAGGGUCAGGGCCUGAGCACAGCCUGAGCCACGUGGAGGUGGAGAUAGAGAUGUCUCCUCCAGGCAGCCAUAAGCCUGGCUCCUGCGAGACUGGGAUUAUAAGGAGGACGGUGAAGUACUCUGAGACAGACCUGGACACUGUGCCGCUGAGGUGCUAUCAUGAAACCAACAUCGACGAUAUCCUGGCUGAGAAGGAGGAGGUGGAUUCAGCGAUUGAGAGCCAGAAGGACAGUGAGAGCAACCCAAGCUUUGGGGGCACCCCUGGCAGGAGGAACAGCACACCGGAGGAGCCCCCCACCCUGGACACCAGCUUCCCAAAGGACAGGCUACGGGAUGGGGAUGCGGAUGAGGAUGAUGAGGUGUUUGAGGCGACGAGGAAGGAGAACAGGGAAAGGAUCAUGGACCGAGACACACAGGGUAUGCUCAAGUCUCCAGUGCCCUUCCUCCUAGGGCACAGCCUCUCCAAGGAUGGCAUGGACUCUUUCAGCAAGCAUUUUGAGAGCAUCAUGGAGUCUCAUCGAGCCAAAGGCACAUCUUACACCAGCCUGGACUCCAUUGAUAUCCUCUCUUCCCCAGCCCGCACCCAUGGGACCUUUUUCACUUUUGACCUCCCAACCCUCACCCCAGAAAUACAGGGACAGAUCCGAGACAGCGCCAAGCUGAUCGAGGAGAACUUUGCUCCUCUGGCUCACUUGGAGCCGGACUCUGGGACCAGUUCAGCCACAGAUGCCCCCUGGACAGAGAGGGAGGAGGAGCGGGGGAGACGAAGGAAGGGUGCUCGGCACAGCCCUUGCCACUCAGAGGACAGCUUUGGUACUCCCUUGGCCUCCAACAUGAGCGGCCACCCCCUGAGCCACCUGGUUUCAGAUUCAGAGUCGGAGAUGGACAGUGUGGAGCAGCUGGCCCUGGGCAGCACAGACACCCUCUCCAACGGGCACAAGGCUGACCUGGAGGCUGCCAAACGCCUGGCCAAGAGGCUCUACAACCUGGAUGGCUUUAAAAAAGCAGAUGUGGCCCGCCAUUUGGGGAAGAAGUACGUAUGGGGGCAAUGAGUAGCAGGUGAAUACCUGAAGUUCUUCGUGUUCACGGGGAUGAGCCUGGACCAGGCUCUCAGGUCAUUUCUAAAGGAGCUGGCCUUGAUGGGAGAGACACAAGAGCGAGAGCGAGUGUUGGCUCAUUUUUCUCAGCGCUAUUACGAGUGUAAUCCCAACGCCAUCUCUUCAGAGGAUGGAGCCCACACCCUCACUUGCGCCCUGAUGCUUCUAAACACGGAUCUGCAUGGACAUAACAUUGGGAAGAGAAUGUCUUGUUCUGACUUCAUUGGCAACUUGGAGGGACUCAACGGAGGCACCGAUUUCCCCAAGGAGCUGCUCAAG
Messenger RNA from Leptosomus discolor (cuckoo roller), 2004 nucleotides. The record is from RefSeq and is a predicted model, not a curated record. Lineage: Eukaryota; Metazoa; Chordata; Aves; Leptosomiformes; Leptosomidae.